Molecule: messenger RNA, 3933 nt
Organism: Coregonus clupeaformis (lake whitefish)
Lineage: Eukaryota; Metazoa; Chordata; Actinopteri; Salmoniformes; Salmonidae
Product: double C2-like domain-containing protein beta
Exons: 10
Coding region: 398-1627 (409 amino acids)
Cellular component (GO): membrane
Source: RefSeq, a predicted model, not a curated record
CCGAGUGGAGUAGAGGUAGAGAGAGAGAGCUGUAUAGAGAGCAGGCAGGCAGCAGUGUGUGAGACAGAGAGACAGCAUGGUUAGAGCGUGCAGGGCGGACCAGCCACGGCUCUCCAUGUAGCCCAGUGCAGCACAGGCUAGAGGGGGGAGUCCGAGGAGCCACCAGGACCUACUCAUCUCACUCACUCACAGCCAGGACCUCUCUCUCCACUGAGGCUUUCUCUUCAGAGAUAGACUUCAGAGGAACAACUUCAAAUUCCAAAACAAUUUUCUCCGGCUGGCUUUGGUGUUUACUUUUCGAGGAGCCUUUUUUGUGUAUUUGGGGACACCUGGGGAAUAGUUAUUGUUUUGACUGGGUCUUGACUGGGCUGGGUGGGCGCUCCGAGGGACCGCAUGCAUGACACAACGCAAAGGCGAGAAGACCACCAUCAGCAUCCAGGAGCACAUGGCCAUUGACGUGUGCCCUGGCCCCAUCCAGCCCAUCAAGCAGAUCUCUGACUACUUCCCCCGCUACCCGCGGGGUCUCCCCCCCACAGCACCCCCUGCCCUCAGCCGGGCCGGCUCGCUGCGCUCCUCCUCCGCCAGCCACAACUCUGGGGAUGACCCGGCCCACUCCCACACCCACACCGAUGACGACCCGGACCGGGUGUUUGGCGGUGCCGCCGCCCCGUCACCCGCGGCGACCGGCAAGAAGGAGGAGGAACCGGACGUGGAGGGCUAUGACUCGGACGACUCAACUACGUUGGGGACCCUGGACUUCAGUUUACUGUAUGACCAGGAGAACAACGCUUUGCACUGUACCAUCAACAAAGCCAAGCUCCCUAUUCCCAGGUAUAAGAAGGGGCUAAAACCCAUGGACCACAAUGGGCUCUCGGAUCCGUAUGUCAAACUGCACCUGCUGCCUGGGGCCAGUAAGGCAAAUAAGCUUCGCACCAAGACCCUGCGCAACACCCUCAACCCCGUCUGGAGCGAGACCCUUACCUACUACGGCAUCACCGAUGAGGAUAUGGUCCGCAAAACACUCCGGAUUUCAGUGUGUGAUGAGGACAAGUUCCGCCACAAUGAGUUCAUCGGAGAGACACGCAUCCCCCUCAAGAAACUCAAGCCCAACCAGACCAAGAACUUUUACAACUGCCUGGAGAAACAGCUACCUAUCGACAAGACAGAUGACAAGUCCCUGGAGGAGCGAGGGCGUAUCAUGAUCUCCCUCAAGUACAGCUCCCAGAAGUCUGGCCUGGUGGUGGGCAUCGUCCGCUGUGCCCACCUCGCCGCCAUGGACGCCAACGGCUUCUCAGACCCCUACGUCAAAACGUACCUGAAGCCUGAUGAGAACAAAAAGUCAAAGCACAAGACUGCUGUGAAGAAGAAGACCCUCAACCCAGAGUUUAACGAGGAGUUUUUCUACGAAAUCAAAUACGCUGAUCUCAGCAAGAAGACCCUGGAGGUGACCGUGUGGGAUUACGACAUCGGCAAGUCCAACGAUUUUAUAGGUGGCGUGUCCCUGGGCAUCAGCGCCAACGGAGAGAGGCUCAAACACUGGUUCGACUGUCUCAAAAACAAGGACAAGAAAAUUGAGCGCUGGCACACGCUGACCAACGAACUUCCUGGUACAACAUUCAACGACUAAUGGCCCCUCCCCACUACCUACUCAUUUGCAAGUAAGGCCCCUCCCGUACCUGCUCUGGACAGGAGUUCAGCCUCGAUCGACCAAUUUAACAAAUCACACUCCAGCUUUCCCAUUUCCGGAGACGUUUACCAAAUCACAGCUCGUUUUCUGUAUUUCUCUCCCAAGGUGUUGAGCUCACCCGUUAUCUUCUAUCCCCUUCUGAUAAUGUGCUGUGUCUUUAGGGCUUAUUUGAUGAUACUGCACCUGCAGCUGUCCUGAAACAACGGUUUGGCAGCAUUGAGAAAGAGUCUGAUGUGUGUCCCAACAAUGCCAUAAGUACGCAACACAUGGCAAACACAAGGUUUGCUGCACAGAACUAGAACCAGAUGAUAUUCUAUUUAUAUUGUUUGCUGUCCAGAGAUGCAUAUUCACUAGGUUUACUGGCAGAUUGUGGGGAGUGUGCACUUUGUUGAAAUUACAGAAGAAAAGUGUGGAUUAUUUACUUCAGACACUGCUCUAAAAAGCAUGUCAUGUUUACAACAGUCUAGGACGCAGCUCCACACACCUCUGCUGUUCCUCUCAUGUUCGUGUUUGCGGGAGAAAGGGGAAAAAGACAAGUAAUGUGUUUUAUAGAGACAGCCUACUUUCAGGUCAUUGCAAAUGUCUAAUCCUGUGAUGAAGGGUUUGGGCUAUGGGAGGGAAAUGAGGAAGGGGUGAGGCAUUUUUAAUAUACUAGCGCUAAGUAUCUUGUUGCUUAUGUGUUUCAGUUGUUUUCAAAUUAGAGUAAAAUGUACGCCACCCCAAUCAGUGUAUCAGAUGAAUGUAGACUAUAACCCUUCUCUCCCACAGUACAGUAACUCCUCUGAGAAUGUGCACCCAAGUGCUGUGUGUUAUUGAACCAGUUCAUACAUAAAAUUCAAGGUCUGAUAAACAUCAGAGUUGCGUUGGAUGGCAUGGGAGGAAGAGAAUUGAACUUCUGCAGCCCCAUUGGCAAACUGUCAAUGAUGUUGCCUGAGGCGGAAUACUAUCCAUAGAUCUAUAUUUUUAAUGACAUGAGGGCUGUCAUGGAACUACUAAUUCAUAGUUAAUGUACUGGAAUGUAAGAGUUGGCACUGCUUAGUCCCAGAACCCUAUUUAGUCGAUGAGAAGGCAAUAUGGUUCAGAACACAUUUCACACUUAUUUGAAAUCAAAGCAUGUUUUGAUAGUUGUGCAAAAUUAAGCCUUUUAAUGUUCAACAUUUUAUUAUUGCCUGUUGUCUAAGAAAUGGCAGGGCUAAAAUGUAUGUUUAUGUGUGCGUGCGCAUGUUUGUGCUGUAUGUGUGUUGGUGAACGCAACCAACAAAUUGUCCUUUUAAUUGUGAAAUAUUCAACUGGCCAAUUCUUAGCCAACAGGUAAUCAUUUUAUAUGUAUUACUAGUGUUUUCCAUUUUACAUGUCGUUGGCAGUUAAACUUCAACUGUACUUUUUAGUUUAAGCAUAGCAACGUACAACCAUUAAAUACCCGACAGUACAUGAUUAUAAGUUGUUUAAUUUAGUGUUAUAAUUUAUUUGACCCAUAGUGAUAUUUAUUCCUGCUUUUGUCUUCCUUUAAUAAACUCAAAUUGUGUCUCAUUCCAUUCUUAAACAUGCAGUGAGAUUAAUUUCAAAGGUAUUUUUCAUUUUCAUUGACCAACCCAAGAGGACUUCAUGUUCACAGUUUACUCAAGAGGGGGUAAAAUAUUCCACCUGUCUAUCUGAGUGUUAGUCUCUCUGGCCUGGUGUGGACAGUGAUUUGUGAAACAGUAACUCUCAUUGGCUAUGCGGCAGUCCAAUAUCUUCCCCCUCUACCAAUGAGAAGUUGUUUUGGACACCAAGGUUCAACCCAAUCUCUUCAUCAAUCCUACAGGGGUCAGGCAGGCAUGAAGGUGGUCUCUUUCUCAAAUGCAUAUACAGUCGCAACAGCAGCCCAACCUGUGGAAUUUUGUAAUCUGUUUGCCUUUGUACUCAAAACUGGAUAUUAUGACAGAAAUGCAUGCAGAUGUUAUUGGUUUGUCAUGAAAUGACUUUGCUUAAUGUUUGAUACUGCUGUUUUUUCUGUGAAAACAAUAACACAACUGUGGAUGCUACAAGAAUGUCAAUCUUUCUUCUGGACAACGUUUUGUAUCUUUGAACACUCGCAUUGCUGUCCAGCUGCUGUAUUGACUGUCUGGGGAUGUGACUGUCUGGGGAUGUGACUGCAUGUGAAGAAAAUCUCUGCCUGUUUUGUUCCUUUUUUUAACACUCAGGCGAUUGUUUGCGUAAUUCUGGUGGUUCUCUGGUUUAAAAAUAAUAAUAAAGAAAAACAGUUA